Molecule: messenger RNA, 414 nt
Organism: Symbiodinium natans
Lineage: Eukaryota; Dinophyceae; Suessiales; Symbiodiniaceae
Source: the annotation of a GenBank genome assembly
AUGAACCUCCAAGAAUGCCAUCCUGACACCAUCAGCUACAGGGAUGCUGCAGCGGAGGAGCGGUUUCAGAAGAUCAACCACGCGCACAACACUCUUCUGCAUGUUGGUCUCCGGCGGAUGUACGACCUGCAGCUGAGGCGAAAAGAAGCGUUCGAGCGCUGCGAGCGCAUGGAGCGCGCCGAGCCCUGGGUGACGAAGUUCCUCGCGGGACAGGGAGGCACGAUCCUCUGCGCCGCGGGCGUCGGCGUUCUGGCGGCCAGCGCGCUGAUGUUGGGCACAAUGGGUGGAGAGGCUUUCCUGAGAGCCUCGAACGGUCUCCUUUGGAGCAUGACCCGGUACCUUCCGGAUUGGCUGCCAGGCAAGUGGCACAUCAUUUCUGCCGUCCGCCGCCGGGGGGAGCCUGCGGGCGAAUGA